UGCAACCAACUCCUAUGCAAGGGAAACAACGUUGCGCAAAAGCUGUCUACGGACAACAAAAUGUUAAUCGUACAAAAAAGUGUCAGAUAAAUAUGAAUAACAAAUAUUGCUGUGCUAGAAUAUACUAUUUAUUUAAUCUCUAUUUAAAUACAGCUCUUUAGUAAGAUUUUAAAACAGUAAUUCUAGACUUAUGGCAGAAGAUGUUUGCCGUUGGUCAUCUCUAGCCCCAGGUGUUCCCCUGCUUGUGGGUGAUGAAGCUAUGUCUGAUGUAGAGAUGCCUGAUAUGGAGUUAACACAGUUUGAGCAAGCGGAAGAGACUCUUUGUUGUUGCCAUGGACGAAGACGCGUGGAUGUAGUUGCAAAAAGUCACAGAACUGUGCCCAGGCUUCCAUUGGUAGCUAUGGUCAGAAGGAUGGAGGUGAAGAGUGGCAAGCCAGGUCGGGGUCGUGCACAAUUAAGGAGGGAGCAGAUGUCAAGUCUUGUUGGUAGCCAGAGGUCAGCAUCCCUCUCUGAAGCGCAGCAAAGAAAAGUGCAAGUACCUCUAAGUGAUACAGGGCGGUCAAAUGUCAACAACAAAUGGCUUUGUGAGGAUUUUCCACCUUUAUUAGAUGCAAGUGGUCUCAGGGAGGGGGGUGCCCAUAGUUUUGGAAGUCACCAUUCUAUUGGACGAGAUGAGAUGCCUUUAGCUUUUUCUCAGGACUUUGAUGUGGCAGCUGGCAGCCAAGCCAGUAGCAUGUCAAGUUUUGAUAUCCAUCCAGAUACUGGUGUGAGACCAAAAGUGUUAAAAAAACAAUUUGAUUUUGUAAAAGCAAAUCAGUCCUUAUUAGAAGAAUAUCCACUAGCAAAAAAGACCAAAAGAGUCGGGAGUCUUACUAGACAAAACAUUGAGAAGUUCUUACAAGACAGUGACAAUAGUAGUGUCUCAUCAGCGAUAGCCUAUGCUUAUACACCAGAUGAUGCCCCCAUGUAUGAGAAAUAUGCAGUAACGCUGGAGGACAUUCGAAAAGCAAGGGGAAAAAGUCAUGGAGAAUGGAAUGAACAUAUGCUGUAUGAUAGAUUACAGUCUAGUAAUUGUUUGGAGUAUAACCAGCCAGAUCAUAGUUAUCAAAAUGAAAGUGCCAAACCCUCUGAUGUUCCAUAUUUUAAGAAUAUCACUUACUCACAGUCAACAAAUCAUAUCAUUCACCUUGGACAAGCCAUGGAUCAGAACAUCAAUUCCCCUGCUUCUUUGUCAAAUAAAAAGCCUCACAAUGCCCUUGAUUUGAAAAGGACUUCUAAUAUUGCUCACAGUGACGGUUACAUUGAAAGAAUCAAUUGCCAAGGUACUACAAUGGAAUUCUUCCACGAUGAUGUUGAACUACCGUCCAAUGGCAGUCAGUUCUCUAAUGUUUCCAAUGUUACCAAUAACAGUGAUAUUUCUCUGGAGGAGUGUCCAGACUGGGAGGCUCUUGAGGAUGACAUCUACAUGUCUGACUCGCCUGAUGAAGCCGUGGAAGUAUCUGAACCACAUCUUGCAUCAUCUGAAACAGAACAAGAAGAAGCUUUGUUUGGUAAUGCUUCAAGUGUCAUCGAUGAAAAUCAGGUUGAAAAAAUCAAUGAUCCAUUUGUAGAUGAUUUUCAAGAGGUUUAUCCUACUAUUUUGCUUCAAAAUGGUGAAAAUGCUCAUGGAAUUAAAGAAGUUACAAAUGUGGCUGAAACUCAAGAUACGAUAGGCAACAGUAGUUCUGCUGACACUACAGAUUUGAGUGAUAUUAAUUCGGAGGUGGAACAAAUCGCCAAAAGGCUCAAUAUGAAGGAUGAUAAAAGCAAUAUUGCCAAAAUAUGCAGCGCAAUAACUAUGGCAUCAAGUUUACCAGCCAUCAACACCAGUAAACUGCGGGGUAGUGCAGUGGCGGUAGAAGGUGAGGAUGUCCAUAGCUCAGAUAUGGAAGGCUUUGAAAGAGUGGUCAACCACAAGAAGAAAGCUCACAAGAAGCAGAAAAGUACUCCAAUAAAAAAGGCUCCUGUUGCCAAAGAAAACUCAAUAUGGAGGCUCUAUGGACGGGAUGUUGUGCAGGUUGAUGGGUUGCCUAGCGAUGUAGACUUAACACACCUGCACUCACUGGUCAAUGGGUUUGGUGUGAUCAAGGACAGCCAAGUGAGGACCUUGAAUUCCAUGAUCUCAGUUAGAUACAAGUUGGUGAAUGAAGAAGCCUGUGAAUUCUGCGCCCAAUGUUUGCACAACUCAGAAUGUAUAGUACCAGGCUCUAACACAACAGGAAGUAAUUGUGUGAUAUCGUGCCAGCACUUAGAUGUUUGAUUUACAAAAAAACAAACAACUUUAUGUGCCAUGGACAAGUAGCAGGGUCUCAGAAUCAGCUUUCCUAUUGAAUGUGGAAGCAUGGGGCAAUAACUUAGAGCCAGUGAAUAUUUAUUAUAUGUGCCUCUUUAUUUGAAAGAGCAGGGCUAUAUUGUGUAUUAUUUGUGUAUGUCUGUACAGCAAACCUUCACUGUGCAUCAAUUAAAAACUCCCUGCCUUUGUAUUCAAUUUUGGUACCUGGCUUGAUUAUGAUUACUAGUAGAAAGAAUCCAUAUUGAUGUUAACCAUUUUGUGACUGAAUAAUAUCUACAAAAUGCUUUGAUAUAUGAUUAUGUAAAUUCAUGUUUUUGUUAAUUGAGAUAAGAUUAUGCUGCUUAUUGUCCCCUACCAGUUUCACUGGAGGGGACAUAUGGUUUGCGCUCUGUGUGUCUGUCAGUCUGUCUGUCACACUUUUCUGGAUCCGGCGAUAACUUUAAAAUUUCUUAAUAUUUUUUCAUGAAACUUGAAACAUGGAUAGAUGGCAAUAAGGACGUUAUGCACGUCAUUUCGUUUUGUUCCUACGUCAACAAUUCUGGUUGCUAUGGCAACAAAUAAAAAAAUAAAUAUAUUUUUUAUUUCUGACAAUGGUAGAGCCGGUAGGGGACAUAUAUUGCUUGGCAAUAGUCUUGUUAAUAUUGAAGUCAACAUGUCUAAGGUCAGGGUCACAACGACUUGAAUACCAUCGCUACAGAAAAUCUAGGGAAUGCAUUAACCUAGGAUCCUAUACAUUAGUAUGCUGCUUUGUCAUAAAGGAAGAAAGGCCCCUGUUAAUUUGCGGGUCACCAGUUCUAAAUUCAUAGUCUCAAUGGCAUGCAAUAUUAUAAUAGUUGCACAUAUUUACACUUGGCUGCAUCUUUUGAGGGCAAACAUACAUGUUUUACAAACGUCUCUUGUUAGACGUUGGGUUUAACUUCAAUGUUGAACUGACAACUUAUGGAAUCCUGAGUUCUAGGUUGCUUAUCGCUGCAAAAGGACUGAUUGGUGAUGUGGAGCACAAGUUACUACAAACUUGUCAAACUGAUCUCAAUUUACCUGUCAUUAGUGUAAAUUUCUAGAGAGAUUGCUCUGGACCAAAGGGUUAAGGGUAAGUGGGGAGUCCCCUCAUUUACAUGCGUAUUUUGUUUUUUGAUGCCUGAUAAUCUCUUGUGUUAGAUCUCACUAUUUCCUUGCUUACUAGGUUGCAGAUUUUCUAGUCAUAGUACAUAGCAGCUGUAAAAACUUAAAGAUUCUGUGUAUACGUCAAGCAAACGAAACAUAACAUAUCAUCAAACUACCACUAUGUUGUAACAUAUAUUUAAAAAAAAAGAAAGAGAAAAUUAACCUAUUUUAUUGCCUCCUAUUUUUGUGAUUAGACUUAUUCGCACAGAAAACAUGCGCAAUAUCCUCUAUUUAUGUUGAAUUUUUUUAUGUCAAUUGUAACAUCGUUUAAUGAUAUGUUAUAAAGUUUCAUUUGAUGUGUUAUAAUUUUCAUCUGUUACCCUUUUAUUUGCCUUUUAACAGCAUUUUGAUGCAUUUUAUUUAUUUUAAUGGUGUUCACAAAUUGAUUUGAAUAAAAACAGAAUAUUUGCAAUUCCGUUAUAAUUUAUUGUAUCAUAUAAAUGUAAUAUUUAUUUGUGUAUAGUGUGUAGGUCAAUAAACUGCUGUGUUUUUUAUGUCCUCCAGUCAAUACUGUAGGACAUGUUGUUUUAGUCCUGUCUGUUUGUGGAUUUGUUGGGUUGUUUGCAUCAAACUUCAACAUUAGCCAUAACUUUUGCAAUAUUGAAGAUAGCAACUUGAUAUUUUGCAUGCAUGGGUAUCUCAUGGACCUGCACAUUUUGAGUGGUGAAAGGUCAAAGGUCAAAUAUAUGGGGCGGACAUAGUGUUUCACAAACACAUAUUGUUUUGUAUUGUAAAUGCACCAGUGCAAUCUUAAAUUAUUGCUUGUAUUUAGUACAUAUAAAGCCUGUAAAUAUUAACUUGCCUAGGACCAGUAUUUUUGAAUACAAUGAAAGAAGUUCUACGAUGCUUAUUAUGUUUUCAGUACUCUUUUAAGCUUUAAUUGACGAAAGAGUACAACCGAGAAACUAAUAGUAUUGUUAAACAUGUGAAACAAACAAUGUGAACAUCGUUAAAGAAAAAAAUGUAAGUAAGCAGGUAUGAUGUAUAGUUUAAAGUGAUAUUAUGGGCAUUUUUAACCAGGUUUUCUGAAGGAAAAAACUGGUUAUUAGAUUGGCGAAUGCGGGCGGGCUGGCUGGCUGGCUGGCUGGCUGGCGGGCUGGCGGGCGGGCGGAACAAGCUUGUCCGGGCCAUAACUAUGUCGUUCAUUGUCAGAUUUUAAAAUCAUUUGGCACAUUUGUUCACCAUCAUUGGACGGUGUGUCGCGCGAAAUAAUUACGUCGAUAUCUCCAAGGUCAAGGUCACACUUUGAGUUCAAAGGUCAAAAAUGGCCAUAAAUGAGCUUGUCCUGGCCAUAACUAUGUCAUUCAUUGUGAGAUUUUAAAAUCAUUUGGCACAUUUGUUCACCAUCAUGGGACGGUGUGUCGCACGAAAGAAUCACGUCAAUAUCUCCAAUGUCAAGGUCGCCACGACUAAAAAUAGAUUAAAAAAAAAACAAACUUACAAAGGGGGUUAAUUUUGUUUGUUCAUUUCAAAAGUUCAGUUUGAGUUUUCUCCUUUUAUCAGAUUUUUUUUCACAAUGAAAACCUGGUUUUGUGACAAUUUUGUCCCUUGUUCACUGUUGAAUUGAGCUGAAAAGAAUUAACAGGUCAAGAGAGUAAGUUAAAAUGUGGUUACUGACCAAUUAUCUGCAACUCAUCUUGCUACCAGUUGUUUAUAAAAAUAUAUUUUAUAUUCGAUAUUUUACGUGACUCACCCAGUCCUGUAAGCCAAAAUGAUCCGUAAAACAAAUUUGUGUCUUUGUGGCGUAUAAACGAAUCUGCACUCAAACUGAAUUUAGGUUCACAUUGUACAUGCGUGAUCAGUUGUCAAACGAAAGUACGGUUGAUAUUCAAAUGCAUUAUUUUUGUCUUUCCGGGAUAUUGUUUUAGUAUAUUGAUGCUGCAUUAACAAAUAUAUGUGUAUAUGAAGUGAAAACAACAAUAAUAAACAACGGUUGCGAUAGACACUUAUGAACUGUUAGAUGCCCAUAAUAUCACUAAUCAUCAAGACGCAUAUGUAGUGCUUCUUACUUUGUGGCUAAGUUGCUAACGUUUAAUCACACGUACACGAAGCAGUUCAAUAUUGGCACAAUGCCAAAAUGGUUCUUCUAAUAAUAUAAAUUAUCAGGCUAAUGUUUGCGAGCUGUGACUAUAUAAUGCAUUUAACUUGUCAGGAGUUGAUGUUAUAUAAUUUCGUUAAUUUUACAUAAGCAUGCGUUGUAUGACGUUUAUUGUUCCCUACCGGUUUCACCGGAGAGGACUUAUAGUUUGCGCUCUGUCUGUCUGUCUGUCUGCGAGUCUGUCUGUCACACUUUUCUGGAUCCUGCGAAAACUUUAAAAGGUCUUCAUAAUUUUUCAUGAAACUUGAAACACAGAUAGAUGGCAAUAUGGACAUUAUGCAUUUUAUUAUGUUCCUACGUCAAAAAUUCUUGUUGCUAUGGCAACAAAUACAUUUAAAAAAAUCUGACAAGGGUGGAGCCGGUAGGGGACAUAUAUUGCUUGGCAAGAGUCUUGUUUUUCGUACGGUUGGUUAUUAGAUUGGCGAAUGCGGGCGGGCUGGUUAACCAGGUUUUCCGAAGAAAAAAACUGGUUAGUAGAUUGGCGAAUGCGGGCGGGCGGGCGGAACAAGCUUGUCCGGGCCAUAACUUUGUCGUUCAUUAUGAGAUUUUAAAAUCAUUUGCCACAUUUGUUCACCAUCAUUGGACAGUGUGUCGCGCAAAAGAAUUACGUCGAUAUCUCCAAGGUCAAGGUCACUAUGUGAGUUCAAAGGUAAAAAAUGGCCAAAAAUGAGCUUGUCCGGGCCAUAACUAUGUCGUUCAUUGCGAGAGUUUAAAAUCAUUUGGCGCAUUUGUUCACCAUAAUUGGACGGUGUGUCGCGCGAAAGAAUUACGUCGAUAUCUCUCAGGUCAAGGUCGCCAUGACUGAAAAUAGAUUGAUUUUGAAAUAAAGGGGGAUAACUAUGAACAUAUCUGUAACAAUGCAAAUUUUGAUUUGUCUCCCUUUAUCAGACUUUUUUUUAAAUCGAAAACCUGGUUUUGUGACAAUUUUGUCCCUUGUUAUUUAUUAUGUUCAUCAUGUUUACGCAUUUAAAGAGUAUUCAAUUUGGCGAAAUAAAAUGCAUGGAAACAUC
Molecule: messenger RNA, 6604 nt
Organism: Dreissena polymorpha
Lineage: Eukaryota; Metazoa; Mollusca; Bivalvia; Myida; Dreissenidae
Exons: 10
Coding region: 191-2299 (702 amino acids)
Source: RefSeq, a predicted model, not a curated record